Molecule: messenger RNA, 1412 nt
Organism: Anoplophora glabripennis (Asian longhorned beetle)
Lineage: Eukaryota; Metazoa; Arthropoda; Insecta; Coleoptera; Cerambycidae
Gene: cbc
Product: protein CLP1 homolog
Exons: 5
Coding region: 91-1362 (423 amino acids)
Biological process (GO): tRNA splicing, via endonucleolytic cleavage and ligation
Cellular component (GO): nucleus; mRNA cleavage factor complex
Molecular function (GO): polynucleotide 5'-hydroxyl-kinase activity
Source: RefSeq, a predicted model, not a curated record
UUAUAAUAAUAGUAAACACAAUAACUGUGGUUGUUUUUACUACAAAGAAUGUUUUUAUUUUUACUUUCUUGCAGUUGAAAGUAUAUUACAAUGUCAGAAGAUAAAAGAAUAUUACAAGAAUUUAAAUUGGACUCAGAUAAUGAAUUGCGGUUUGAGGUUGAGUCAAAAAACGAAAAAGUUUACUUGACUUUAAAAAGUGGUUUAGCCGAAGUAUUUGGUACAGAGUUAGUUAAAGCUAAAACUUACGAAUUUACAUCUGGUGCAAAAGUAGCAGUGUAUACAUGGCAUGGUUGUGUUGUUGAGGUAAAAGGGAAAACAGACGUAAUUUAUACAGCCAAAGAAACACCUAUGGUAAUGUAUUCUAAUUGCCAUGGAGCGCUUGAAUUCAUGAGAGCUGAUGCUGAGAAAGAAAAUAAAAGAGGACCCAUAGCAAUGAUAGUUGGGCCCUGUGACGUAGGUAAAUCGACAGUAUGUAGGAUAUUACUCAAUUAUGCUGUUCGAAUGGGCCGUAGGCCUAUACUGGUUGAUCUUGACAUUGGGCAGGGACAAAUUUCUAUACCUGGAACAAUUGGAGCCUUGAUGAUUGAACGCCCAUCAACAAUAGAUGAAGGUUUUUCUCAAGAGGCACCACUUGUGUACCAUUUUGGGCAUAAAACUCCAUCCACAAAUCCUACCUUAUUUAAUAUGUUGAUCCAACAGUUAGCCAGUACCGUUAAAGAAAGGCUAGAAGUUAAUAAAAAGACCAGAUCAUCAGGAGUUAUUAUAAAUACAUGUGGCUGGAUAAAAGGGACUGGUUAUAAACAGUUAAUAAAUUCGGCAAAGGCUUUUGAGGUUGAUGUCAUAAUGGUACUUGACCAAGAAAGACUGUAUAACGAGUUGGUUAGAGAUAUGCCGUACUUUGUUAAAGUUAUUUUCUUGCCUAAAAGUGGAGGCGUUGUGGAACGCUCAAAGAGUGCAAGAUCAGAGAGUCGGGAUCAAAGAAUUAAAGAAUAUUUUUAUGGCACACCAAAAAAUUCACUAUACCCACAUUCGUUUGACAUAAAAUUUUCAGAAGUUAAAAUUUAUAAAAUCGGGGCACCGGCCUUACCGGAUUCGUGCUUACCGCUUGGUAUGAAGGCUGAUGAUCAUUUAACUAAAUUAGUGGUCCUCACUCCUAAUGCUGGUAUACUGCAUCAUAUUUUAGCCGUCAGUUUUUCAGAAAAAGAUGACGAUGAUGUAAUUUUAUCACACGUAGCAGGAUUUGUGUGUGUGACAAAUGUAGAUCCAGAUAGGCAGAUUAUUACGCUUCUUUCUCCUCAACCAAAACCACUGCCAAAUAGUGUUUUGAUACUCUCAGAAUUGCAGUUUAUGGAUAGUCAUUAGUUUGUUUCGAAUAUUAAACUAUAUUUUUGUAAAUAAAUAAAUUACAUAAC